UUUCAACCAUAUCUGAGAAAUUAAAUUAUCCUUCAAACAUAAGUCAUUUUCUUUUAAUUUCAUUUUCUUUUUUUCUUUUUUAUUUUUUAAAAAAUAGAAAACAGACACACUCUCACUCUUGCCGUCGCCGGAUUUUCCUUCGGCGAUCUCUCCGGCGAAGGUAAAUUUGAGUAGAAGGAAGCUUUGGAGUGUGUGUGGUUUUGCAUGGCUGGAGCUUGAUCUUUAUCAAUGGCUUCUAUGAGAAAAACGGCGUCGUAAGGAUACAGUUGGUUCCUGAGGUAUAACAAUUCGAGCUUUUGAGUGUCAAUCACACUCCUGUGUAGAAGGGAAGCGAGUUAAGUGUGAGUUGGUGUGCUCGACUCAGUGCGUUUGUGAAAUCGGAUAGCAGCGAAAAUGUCUUUCCAGCAAAAAAGCUUUUGGAUGUCAAGAGAUGCAGGGUGUCUAACUGAUGGAGAGAUGGGUUAUGAUAGUUCCUCGAGAAUUCAACCAAAGCGUGGACAUCAGUGGUUUAUGGAUACCACUGAUCCAGAAUCAUUCAACAAAAAAAAGCAGGCAAUUGAAGCUGUUGGUAAAGUUUUGGCAACUUCUCACAUGAACAUUUCUCCAUGGCAUAAUGCUUCCAGUUUUCAGUCAGUUUCAGGGCAAUUCAGCGACCGCCCAUUUGGGUCUGAGGCUGUUCAGACCAGUAAUAUGGUUGAUCAAAAUUUUCCUUCUUCUGGUGGUGGAAAUAUGAACAUAAAUAUGGGAAGAAAGGAAUUCAAUGAUCAGUAUGUUUGCAAUUCCUCUAUGGGUUUGUCUAUGUCUCAUACCAUUGAGGAUCCUUUGGGAUGUAUCAGUUUUGGUGGACUCAGAAAAGUUAAAAUCAAUCGAGUUGGGGACUCCAGCAAUGCCAUUUCUGCGUCGGUGGCGCACUCCUAUAGUCAAGGAGAUAGCAAUGCAAUUUCAAUAGGUACUACCUAUAGUAAAAAUGGAAGCAAUGCCAUAUCUUUGGGUCCAACUGAUAAUAAUACCAUCUCAAUUGGCCCCAGCUUCAGUAAGGCAGAUAGCAAUUUCAUUACAAUGGGCCACACCUUCAACAAGGGGGAUGGAGAUUUCAUAUCUAUGGGACAUAACUAUGAUAAGGGAGAUGAUAGUAUCUUAUCAAUGGGUCAGCCCUUUGACAAGGGGGAUGCCAGCUUUAUAACAAUGGGUCUGUCAUAUGAAAAGGAUGAUAGCAAUGUCAUCUCAAUGGUUCAUUCCUUUAGCAAGGGACAUGAAAAUUUCAUUACAAUGGGCCCCACCUAUGAUAAAGCAAAUGAGAAUUUUAUUUCUAUGGGUCCCUCCUAUGGCAAGGGAAAUGAAAGUAUCAUAUCCAUUGGUGCCAGUUAUGACAAGCCAGAUUCCAACAUGACUUCCAUAUGCUCUGUGCAGGAUAAAGGAGAUUUCAAUAUUCUAUCCAUGGGUCACAACUAUAACAAAGGUGAGAGUAAUACCAUAUCUUUUGGAGGCUUUCAUGAUGAACCAGAGGCAAAUGCCUCUGGCACUACCAUUGGUGGAUAUGAUGUGUUAAUGGGCAAUCAGAACUCAGCUCAAACUUCAGGAGCAGCUGGUGCAAAAGAUUUUGUUCAGUCAAAUUUGGAUCCAACUGUAAAUAAUGCCCCAAAAGCUAAUACGACAGCCCCCAAGAAUAAAGACGCCAAGACAUCUAAGAAGGCUCCUCCAAACAACUUUCCUUCAAAUGUGAAAAGUUUGUUGUCUACUGGCAUGCUUGAUGGGGUUCCUGUGAAAUAUGUUUCAUGGUCAAGGGAGAAAAGUCUUAAAGGAAUUAUAAAAGGGACUGGGUAUUUAUGUGGCUGCCAGCAGUGCAACUUCUCUAAGACUCUGAACGCUUAUGAGUUUGAGCGUCAUGCUAACUGUAAGACUAAGCACCCCAACAAUCAUAUCUACUUUGAGAAUGGGAAGACCAUUUAUGCAGUUGUUCAGGAGCUGAAGAACACUCCUCAGGAGAUGCUUUUUGAUGUAAUCCAAAAUGUGACUGGUUCUUCUAUUAAUCAGAAGAAUUUCCGCAGCUGGAAAGCAUCUUAUCAAGCUGCCACCCGUGAACUUCAGCGUAUCUAUGGGAAGGAUGAAGUUGUCAUGCCAUCUUGAGAUGAAGAUCAUAGUUCUUGAAUAUGGGAGGCUGUAUGUUUGUUCUGUACAUAGCAGCAUAUAUAUUUGGUAAACUAUCAACUUGCUUUUGGAUUUUAAGAAUUUUGUGGAGACAGUGCUUAUUUAGUUUUUUUUUUUUUUUUAAUCUUUUUUAGUAAAAAAUAAUAAAAUCCAAGUUUUAAGUUCAGACAA
This is a messenger RNA of Manihot esculenta (cassava), 2319 nucleotides long. RefSeq lists its product as uncharacterized. The coding region runs from base 394 to 2127 and encodes 577 amino acids. The record is from RefSeq and is a predicted model, not a curated record. Lineage: Eukaryota; Viridiplantae; Streptophyta; Magnoliopsida; Malpighiales; Euphorbiaceae. The transcript is spliced from 6 exons.